ACAAGUUGAUCUGUUCAGCGCACACGUUGGAGAACUUGAUCGUGAUCGGGAACAAGAUCUCUAAAAGGAAAAGCAGUAGCAUCCGGACUUAAGACAGGUUUAGGCUUGUAGCAGGAACACCUCCCACAUUGAUCACUGAUUACAACAAUCAGUCAGGAUGGUAUUUACGGAGAUUCUAGGCUUCGCAGUGGUCGUGUGCAUAUUGCCCCAGCUGGUUCUCAGCCAGAGCAGCUGCACUAAUCCGAACGGAGCUGCAGGUCAGUGCAUUAAGUACCAGGAUUGUCCUUUCGUGCAAAAGAUCAUUGGGAUCUACGGUCGUAAUAUACCGACGAAAAUUCAUAACCAGAUCAGUCAGAUGCAAUGCAGAAGCGCCACAAAUACUAAGGACUUCCAUCUUUGUUGCCCCAAUGAAGCCGCACCGCAAUCGUCAUCCAACCAGGAGUCCCAGAGGAAGGUUGUGCGAUCGGAUGGUGGAAACCUGAACCGGUAUGAUCGAAAGGGUCUGCAACUGUUGAACUCGGUGACCAACUGCGGUAACAAAGGCAAUCCCAAGGUCAGCGGGGGAAGGACCGCCAAGCCCGGCGAUUUUCCCUGGGUGGCACUGCUCAAGUAUAAGAUCAACGGUGAUCGUCCUUUCCUCUGCGGCGGAAGCCUCAUCAGCGAGCGCCACAUCCUUACCGCAGCCCACUGCAUCAUCUCGCAGCCCGAAUUAAUUGCAGUUCGCCUGGGCGAACACGACCUGGAUUCGGAGGAGGACUGCCACUAUUUGGGCGGAACUCAUCGCGUCUGUCUUCCGCCUUACGAGGAGUACGGCAUAGAGAAGAUACAUGUGCAUCCCAACUACGUUCAUGGUCAGAUAAGCUAUGACGUGGCCAUCAUCAAACUGGAUCGCGUUGUUAAGGAAAAAUCUCACAUUAAGCCCGUGUGCCUGCCCAUCGACCAGCGCUCCCAAGAACUGGCCUAUGACCAAAGCUUCUUCAUCGCCGGAUGGGGUGGAACCGAGAAAGGUAGUGUUUCCUCCAAGCUCCAACAGGCCCUGGUCACCCGGAAGAAUCUGGACGACUGCCGCCAAUACUACAACAAGGGUGAGGUGAACGACAACCACAUCUGCGCCACGGGAUCUGGAAACAAGCAUACCUGCCAGGGAGAUUCUGGCGGUCCCGUGUUCUUCACGCACCGAUUCAAGAACACCUACCGAGUGGUUCAGUAUGCCGUGGUCUCCUUCGGAGGACGCCGCUGCGGCCUGAACCAGAAUCAGCCGGGAAUCUUCGCCAGCGUCAUCGACAUGCUACCCUGGAUCACUCAGAACCUGCAGUAGAGCCACCUGAUACUCUUGAUUUCAAAGACACACCCUAUUUAUAUCCUUAUUCCUAAGACCCCUUGCCAUAGUUACUCUAAAUGAUUCCCUAGUUUUGUAAAUAUAUUGAAUACAUGAUAUAAGCAGCAAUAA
Molecule: messenger RNA, 1450 nt
Organism: Drosophila subpulchrella
Lineage: Eukaryota; Metazoa; Arthropoda; Insecta; Diptera; Drosophilidae
Product: serine protease grass
Exons: 4
Coding region: 158-1318 (386 amino acids)
Biological process (GO): proteolysis
Molecular function (GO): serine-type endopeptidase activity
Source: RefSeq, a predicted model, not a curated record